Messenger RNA from Clarias gariepinus (North African catfish), 918 nucleotides. RefSeq names its product RWD domain containing 1 (gene rwdd1). Lineage: Eukaryota; Metazoa; Chordata; Actinopteri; Siluriformes; Clariidae. The transcript has 7 exons. The record is from RefSeq and is a predicted model, not a curated record. The coding region runs from base 145 to 867 and encodes 240 amino acids. Gene Ontology annotation, molecular function: protein binding. Gene Ontology annotation, biological process: cytoplasmic translation.
CGAACUCUCUCCAAUCUGGCAACCCGGAGAAUGAGCCGCUCCAGCCUCGCACGCGCUUUCCGUGUUUCUUUCUAACCCCAGAUUUCAGCCGAUGGAGAAUCCGGAUUAAUUAUAAUAAACUAUUAUCCGGAUUAUUAUUAUAAAAUGACGGAUUACGGAGAGGAGCAGCGGAACGAGCUGGAGGCGAUUCAGUCCAUUUAUCCCGAUUCAUUCACAGUUCUGUGUGAAGAGCCGAUAAGUUUCACCAUCACAGUUUCCUCAGAUGCUGGAGAGAGUGAUGAGACAGUACAGGUGACGUUGAAGUUCACGUACGUGGAGAAGUACCCAGAUGAAGCGCCGCUGUGGGAGAUUCAGUCACAGGAGAACCUGGAGGAUCGGGACACUGAGGACAUCCUGUCUCUGCUACAGCAGCAGGCGAUGGAGAACCUGGGCAUGGUGAUGAUCUUUACGCUGGUGACCGCUGUGCAGGAGAAACUGAAUGAAAUCAUUGACCAGAUGAAAGUGAGAAGAGAAGAAGAAAAGAGGAGAAAAGAAAGAGAAGCUGAAGAGGCUGAGAAGAAAGCAUUUCAGGGAACCGUGGUUACAAUCGAGAACUUCCUGGCGUGGAAGGCGCGGUUUGAGCGAGAGAUGGCUGAGCUGAAGAGGAAAAAACAGAAAGAGGACGAACAGGCAGGAAAAAACAAACUCACCGGAAAGCAGCUGUUUGAACAGGACCGGAACCUGGACACAUCAGAUAUUCAGUUCCUGGAGGACGCUGGAAACAGUGUGGAAGUGGACGAGUCCUUAUUUCAAGACAUGGACGAUUUGGAGCUAGACGAAGACGAUCCUGAUUUUGACCCCCUGGACUUGGGCAGCGAUGAUGAUUAAUGUUUAAUCAAUUAAUAAAAAAAUAAAUAGAAUAAAUAUUCUUUUCGUUUC